Molecule: messenger RNA, 650 nt
Organism: Panicum virgatum (switchgrass)
Lineage: Eukaryota; Viridiplantae; Streptophyta; Magnoliopsida; Poales; Poaceae
Exons: 4
Coding region: 33-326 (97 amino acids)
Cellular component (GO): EKC/KEOPS complex
Source: RefSeq, a predicted model, not a curated record
GGGGGCGUGGAGCUCGACCACCCACGGUCGAGAUGGCUGCUGCCGCUUCGACCCCGGAGCCGUCCUCCGGAUGGGACUUCAAAUGUAACUUUGAAGUUGAUUAUGGGUCUGAGGAACAGGCAUCCAUUGUCUACAAAACAUUAGCCAUUGACAAGGAGUUGCAACCUGACAAGGUCAAGAGGGAGAUGACUGUUUCUGGUGGCAAGCUUUUCGUGCACUUUGAAGCGGUAGAGGCCCGGUUUCUGCGAGCAUCGUUCAGCGCAUUUGUAGAUCUUAUGGUGCUGGUGACCAAGCUCGUUGAAGAAUAUGGUGUGGCCGACUCUUGACGAACGACCAUGUGAUGCAGAACUUGCCAACAUUCAGAUUCUAGGUUUAUACCGACUGACUCUCCGUCGGUAUGAUGUGUUACGCCUACAGUCUGUCCAUCGCCGUUUUGGGGCUGUGGUGUGGUGUCUGUUUCUGUGAUUUGCUCUGUAAUUGUCAAGGCAUAACCUACGAAUGCUGAUAGCAAAAGCCUAUGACGCUGAAGCCCUACUUGUAGUGCCAAAUAUCGCUGCAUACUGAUAUGAAAAUCCAACAUUACCGUCAAAAGCAUAUGCAACACCUGAAAUCCAUGUUGCAUAAUGCAAAACCUGACAACUAUGCACUUA